This is a messenger RNA of Condylura cristata (star-nosed mole), 1230 nucleotides long. It is a transcript of the gene PIGX, whose product is annotated as phosphatidylinositol glycan anchor biosynthesis, class X. The annotation marks the transcript as partial. NCBI's taxonomy places the organism in Eukaryota, Metazoa, Chordata, Mammalia, Eulipotyphla, Talpidae. Gene Ontology annotation, biological process: GPI anchor biosynthetic process. Gene Ontology annotation, cellular component: endoplasmic reticulum membrane. The record is from RefSeq and is a predicted model, not a curated record. The transcript has 6 exons.
UCGGCGUGCGCUGGCUCCUGCGUCCGCGUUCAGUCCCCGCGCGCUCCUUUCGGGCGCCUGCUCUCCGGCGUCCUGGCAGCGCGCGCCGUGACCGUCCAGGCUGGGGCCUGGCUGAUUCUCUGGGCGACGGGUGGGCUAACCUGCACCCCCGCCUCGGCCUUUACCUCCGCCCGCACCGACGCUGGCAUAAGGCCCACUUGUUCUGAAAUUAUAUUGAGGCAAGAUGUUUUGAAAGAUGGUUUCCACAGAGACCUUGUAAUAAAAGUGAAAUUUGGAGAAAGCAUUGAGGACUUGCAGACUUGCCGACUCUUAAUUAAACAGCACAUUCCAACAGGACUUUUUGUGGAUCCAUAUGAGUUGGCUUCCUUGCAAGAGAGAAACAUAACAGAGGCGAUAAUGGUGUCAGAAGACUUUAAUAUAGAAGCUCCUAAUUAUUUAUCCAAGGAAUCUGAAGUUCUCAUUUAUGCUAGACAAGAUAUGCAGUGUAUUGAUUGUUUCCAAGCUUUUUUGCCUGUGCAUUACCGCUACCAUCGCCCACAUAGUAAAGAUGGAGAAACUUUUAUUGUGGUCAACAAUCCUGAUUUAUUGAUGUAUUGCGACCAGGAUUUUCCCAUUUUGAAAUGUUGGUCUCAGUCAGAGGUGGCAGCUCCUUGUGCUUUGAAGAGUGAGGAUAUCUGCCAGUGGAACAAUAUGAAAUAUAAAUCAGUUUAUAAGAAUGUGACUCUACCUGUUCCAGUGGGACUGACUAUACAUACCUCUUUAGUAUGUUCUGUAACUCUACUUGUUACCAUCCUGUGUUCUACUUUGAUCCUUGUAGCUGUUUUCAAAUAUGGUCAUUUUUCCCUAUAAGUUUUAUACUGUUAAAUGCAUUCCAUACAUCUAUGUAAGAUGUAGUCAUUUGUGACUACAAGUGUUUUUCUAGAAUUAUGGAAUUAUGUUUGUCAUUUAUAAAUGUAAAUUCUUUUAUGUCUAAAAUUAUAUUUAUCAGAGGAAAUUUUGGAUCAUUCUCAACUAAUUCCAAAAUUAAGUUCUCUCUUAUAUAGACCUUUGAAAAUCCUCAAGCAUCAAGAGCCAGUAGAGGGAAUAUAAUUUCUGCUAACUUAAUAAUUUACUUUGUGAAAGUGACUUUUUUCAUUUGGGUUUGAAAAAUAAAUUCUUCAUAUGGUAGAGACAAAUUGUUAUGUGAAUAGAAGCAUUCCUGUUUAAGAUAAAAAUUGAAAAAUCAUUAUA